CCCGCCCGGCCGUACUGCGUGUUGGCGAGUAAUGGAGCGCCUCCCUGUGUGUGUGUAGCUCGGAGCGACUUGGUCCUCCAGGUCGCAUCAACACCCGGGAUGUCGAGCGUAGAAACCGCGGCGGAGCACGAGCGGAUCCUACGGGAGAUCGAAAGCACCGACACCAACUGUAUCGGGCCUACCCUCCGGUCAGUGUACGAUGGAGAGGAGCAUGGUGUGUUCAUGGGGAAGCUGGACGGGAGGAUCCGGAGCCAUGACCGGGACAUUGAGAGGAUGUGUAACCACCACUUUCAGGGCUUUGUGGACUCCAUCACUGAGCUGCUCAAAGUCCGUGGAGAGGCACACAAACUCAAGAGUCAGGUGACAGAGACAGACCGACGCCUCCAGCAAGAUGGGAAAGGGCUGAUGGCUUCUAUGGAGGAACUAAGACAAUGUCGUAUACAGCAGAAAAACAUUGCUAGCACCAUUGACAAGCUACAAAUGUGUCUACCUGUUCUGGAGAUGUACAGCAAACUACAGGAGCAGAUGGAGGCCAAAAGGUACUACCCAGCCCUGAGGACCCUGGGCCAGCUGGAGCAGACCUGUCUGCCCAGAGCCGGACAGUACCGGUUCUGUGGUCUGAUGGCCGACAGCACCCCCCUACUCCGCUCCCAAAUCAGAGACACGGCCAUGACCCACCUCCGAGACUUCCUCGAGAGUAUCCGCAAGCACUCUGACAGGCUGGGGGAGACCGCCAUAAAACAGGCCCAGGUGCAGCGAUCAUUGGACAGCUCCACCUCCGUACAUCCCAGGGCCCUGAUUGGCCGACGCAUCAGGAAGGAGUUGUCGUUAGGGGCGGGGACCGAGAGUAACGGACAGGGGGGCAGUCCACUGUCGGAGCAGGACUCUGGGAUCCUGGACGUAGAAGAUGAUGAGGAGGAGGAGGAAGAGGAGAUACCAGGUGCUCAGGACUUGGUGGACUUCUCUCCGGUGUAUCGCUGUCUUCACAUCUACACGGUCCUGGGUUUGCGUGACGUCUUUGAGAACUACUACAGGAAGCAGAGGAGGAAACAGGCGCGGCUCGCCCUCCAACCACAGUCUAACAUGCAUGAAACACUGGAGGGAUACCGCUGCUACUUCAAUCAAAUAGUGGGGUUCUUUGUGGUGGAGGACCACAUCCUCCACACCACUCAGGGACUGGUCAACACGGCCUAUGUGGACGAGCUGUGGGAGCUGGCCCUGUCCAAGACCAUCGCAGCCCUCAGAACACACUCUUCCUACUGUGACGACCCCGACCUGGUACUGGACCUGAAGAACCUCAUAGUCCUGUUUGCUGAUACACUGCAGGGCUAUGGGUUCCCAGUGUCCCAGCUGUUUGAGCUGAUGUUGGAGAUGAGAGAUCAGUAUGGAGAGAUCCUACUGAAGAAGUGGACACAAACCUUCAGGCAGAUCCUGGACCAGGACAACUACAGUCCAAUCCCCGUAGCAACGGAACAGGAGUAUAAAAACUACACUUCCCAGUUUCCCUUGCAGGACCCGGAGCUGGACAAGGCUGCGUUCCCCAAGAAGCUGCCGUUCUCCGAGCUGGUUCCCAGGGUCUACUGCCAGAUCAAAGAGUUCAUCUACGCCUGUCUCAAGUACUCUGAGGACCUGCACCUCAGUUCUACAGAGGUAGAUGACAUGAUACGCAAGUCCACCAACCUGUUGCUGACGCGGACACUCAGCCACUGUCUUCAGAACGCCAUCAAGAAGAGGAAUGUUGGCCUGCCAGAGCUUGUCCAGGUGAUCAUCAACUCCAGCCACCUGGAGCAGGCCUGUACCUUCCUGGAGGAGUUCAUCUCCAACCUGACCAACGUGCCCCCGGACACGGCCAACUCCACCCAGCUGUACGGCACCUCUACCUUCAAGGACACCCGGCAUGCGGCGGAGGCGGAGAUCUACACCAACCUCAACGCCAAGAUAGACCAGUUCUUGCAGCUGGCGGAUUACGAUUGGACCACCGCCGCGCAGGGGGGCGGAGCCAUGACGCCCAGCGACUACCUGACUGACCUCAUCACCUUCCUGCAGAGCACCUUCACGGUCCUCACAAACCUGCCGGGGAUGCCCGUCGAACACGCCACGCUGCCGGGUAAAGUGGCCCAGACGGCCUGCAUGUCUGUGUGUAAGCACAUCAGCAACUCUCUGCUCCAGCUGCUGCUGGACCCGGACGUCAGGAGCAUCUCUAUAGGAGCCCUACAUCAGGUCAACACGGACCUGCUGCAGUGCGAGAGUUUUGCCAGAGCCGGGCCGGUGACGGGCUACCAAGGAGACACGUUGAUUCUGGCCUUCAGUGACUUGAGACAACUGCUGGAUCUGUUCACUCAGUGGGAUUGGUCCAGCUACCUGGCCGACUACGGCCGGACAACCAGCCGAUACGUCCGCGUUAACCCCCACACGGCUCUGCUGCUGCUGGACAAGUUAACUAAGCCAAUGAGAGAAAGUGGGAAGAGGAGCACCAUGUUUGCUCAGUUCAGGAAGACGGACCGCGACCGGCAGAAGCUGAUCGACGCCGUCAUCCGCCAGCUCCGCACACUCAUCGCCCAGCAACAAGCCUAGAACAAGCCUUAUUGGUCAUCACGCUUAGAAAGAAGCCAUCUUAUUGGUCACUACGCUUUGAACCAGCCCUCCUAUUGGUCACAAAGCUUAGAACAAAGCAUUCCCAUUGGUCCUCUGGGUAAAACAAGCCCUCCCAAUGUACUAUUGGUGAAAACAUGCCUUCCUAUUGGUCAACAAACUCUGUAACAACAGCUGAUUGGCUGGCCUCCUAACUCUGCAUGCAUGAAAAGAGCGAUCUGAUUGGAAAACAGGAGCACACCAGUAGAAAGCUCUUUGGUUGGUUUAACACACUUCGCUGCUGUGGUUGGUGUGUGUGUGUGUGUGUUGUCUAAAGAUACACCAGGUUAGCAACCAUCCCAUAAUAGUCUAGGCAUGUCAGCACUGGGUUACAGCCAACCUGUUGAGUUCCUCUCAAUGACAUAAUUUACCCUUGGUGAACUUCCUCCUUAUUGAAGCGCAGCCCAGAUUAUGGGAUACAGUAUAGUUUUUGUGGGUUUUUGGAUAAUGUAGACCAAACUACUGUAGUUCAGAGUCCCUAAUUGUAGACUGGACUCAUAGUAUGGUUCAUGGGUCAGAUUUGAUUAGAUGAGAUUAUAUAACAUGACAUGAGAUUAAACUCCUGUUCUUCCUCAAAAACUUUGAGACAAUGCUUCCUCUGCCAGAUUCAUGGAUGUCUUCCAUACUGUCUCUGUGUUUGUGUGUGUGUGUGUGUGUGUGUGUGUGUGUGUGUGUGUGUGUGUGUGUGUGUGUGUGUGUGUGUGUGUGUGUGUGUGUGUGUGUGUGUUAACGUUUUGGGACAUGUGUAAUUGAGAUCAAAAGGGAAAGUUAGUCUUAUUGUGCUCCGAUUGAAUCACAAAGUCAGACGUCUAUAUUUAGUUUGAUUCUGUGCAGUUUUUUGUGAGCGCUUUUGUAUGCAUGUGAGCAGUGUUUAUACCUUGAUGUUGACGUGUGUGUGUGUGUGUGUGUGUGUGUGUGUGUGUGUGUGUGUGUGUGUGUGUGUGUGUGUGUGUGUGUGUGUGUGUGUGUGUGUGUGUGUGUGUGUGUGUGUGUGUGUGUGUGUGUGUGUGUGAGAGAGAGAGUGCGAGUGAGCACACUUUAGCUGCCUUAGCUGAACUUGUGAGGUCCGCUAAUAUGAUUGUCCUUAGCAGCCAAAUAACAAAAGCGUACCCUCCCACUGCUAGUCACAGUUCCCUAGCCAUCAUUAAUUCAUCAUUAAUUCUACAACAGUGCGCUAACUAACCUCACCGCACAAGCUAAUCCAGGGCUAACUACCAUAGUCAAACAGCUAACGCAGCCUACUAGCUCCCACAGUGUUCUAAGCUACAAUAGCCAACUACCACAGUGCACAAACGUACACAUUGCUGACUAACACCAAAUGUUAACUAACAGUGCACUAGAUAUCACAGUACAGUUACUACCACAGUAUGCUCGCUACCACCACGCACUAGCCAAUAGCUACUAAAGUGUGCUAGUCACGAGUGAGCUAGUCACAGAGUACGCUAGCAAUUACAGUUUGCUAGCUAGCUGGCUUGCUAGCACUUGCCACUAGGUAGCUAGCGACCACAGUGCCAGCUGGCAUUACUAUUUCUUGCUCAUUGUCUGUGUUUUAUCCAUGCCGAUCAGUCCUUACUCUAUGUAGCUACACAGGGAGCAGAACCCCUGGCCAUAGUAGUGCCCUGCUCAUCGGCAACUGAGCAAGGUAUCAUCCUUUUUUUGUGCAUUUUGUUUACUUCCAAAAGUUUAUUGAGACAAAAACACUGUACAGCCGGUUUGUUGUUUAUUAGAACCACUAAUGUAUGGAACAAGUUAUAUUGAUGCCAAGCAGAAUCUUCAAAUAAAAGUCUUGAACAGA
Molecule: messenger RNA, 4426 nt
Organism: Gadus morhua (Atlantic cod)
Lineage: Eukaryota; Metazoa; Chordata; Actinopteri; Gadiformes; Gadidae
Gene: exoc6b
Product: exocyst complex component 6B
Exons: 24
Coding region: 100-2574 (824 amino acids)
Biological process (GO): intracellular protein transport; Golgi to plasma membrane transport; exocytosis
Cellular component (GO): membrane; exocyst
Source: RefSeq, a predicted model, not a curated record